UUCGACUAAUCCCUAACAAUCGACGGAAACGCUCUCAACUCACAACACUCCCGCCGCCUCAUUCCCGCCGGCGAUUUUCCCUUAUCCGCCGCAACAAACUUCUCCGACCAACACCUUCUAUCACAGGUUGAAUCACAACGCCUGCUUCUCCUCCUUCUCGCUGCACCGUUUUCCAGAACAGAACACAUGGCGUCGGUGCGACAGAUAUUGAAGUAGCUUCAGCUCUCUACACUCACUUCAUACUUCAACCAACAAUAUACUUUGUUACCUCAAACAGUGCCAAUGUAUUCACGUGGUCGCGAUUUUUUGUUCUGUCACUUGUGUGGGACAAUGCUCACAGUUCCCUCAACUGAUUAUGCACUGUGCCCCUUGUGCAAAACCAAGUGUAACAUAAAAGAUAUUAAAGGAAAGGAAAUAAGUUACACAAUUUCUGCUGAGGAUAUCAGAAGAGAACUUGGAAUUGAUUUAAUUGAAGAACAGAAGGUGCAAUUGUCUAAGGUCAACAAAACAUGUGAAAAAUGUGGUCAUGGCGAAGCUGCCUUUUAUACCAGACAGAUGAGAUCGGCGGAUGAAGGGCAAACUACUUUCUACACAUGCACCCGGUGUGGUCAUCAGUUUCAGGAGAAUUAAGUUUGAACCGUGUAUGAACAGAUUGUCUACACUCUUUACUUUCUUUUUUGUCCCCUUGGCUGAAAUAUGCUCCCAUUUUCUACAUUAAUUUGGAGAGAGCUUUGUCUGUGCAAGUAGAAGUUUUGAUCCUAUGUAGCUUGUGCAAUGCCUGAAAAUUUAUACUGAAAUCAAACAUAGAAAAGUUGUUAUUUUGGUGUUAAAUAUUAAGUACCUUGUGGCAGUUGGCUCUUUGUUAGUGUGCUAAUUUAUCUACAACUCUGCGUGUUGAUGACUUGAUGUUACUAAUACUACUUGGUACUUGGUCCCUUUUUUUGGUGAAUAGUACUUGGUUCCUUUAA
Molecule: messenger RNA, 968 nt
Organism: Medicago truncatula (barrel medic)
Lineage: Eukaryota; Viridiplantae; Streptophyta; Magnoliopsida; Fabales; Fabaceae
Product: DNA-directed RNA polymerase I subunit RPA12
Exons: 7
Coding region: 283-630 (115 amino acids)
Biological process (GO): DNA-templated transcription; termination of RNA polymerase I transcription
Cellular component (GO): RNA polymerase I complex
Molecular function (GO): nucleic acid binding; zinc ion binding
Source: RefSeq, a predicted model, not a curated record